Molecule: messenger RNA, 1357 nt
Organism: Rhagoletis zephyria (snowberry fruit fly)
Lineage: Eukaryota; Metazoa; Arthropoda; Insecta; Diptera; Tephritidae
Source: RefSeq, a predicted model, not a curated record
CACAUAUGUUUUAAGAUUUUAAAGCUUUUAAAAUGUACGGUAGAAUGCAACAAUGUGCUUGAAUUUGUUUGCUUCUUCGUCAGCUUAUUCGUUUGCAGACUAGAAAAAUGGCGAACAGCCAUCAAAAUACUGAUUCAAAAUACACACAAAUGGGUGCGCGCAGCAAAAUUCAGCCCUAAUGGCGAAUGUAUGCGAACGUUCACCGGGGGAAGAGGUAUGGGACGACAGCUGGCAUGGCAUCCAGACGGCAAUCUGGUGGCUUUAGCAUUAAGUUGUAACCGCGUUAAGAUAUUUGACAAAGCUGAAGGCGAGCUAAUACAGUGCAUUCGUCGCCGGAGAAUGAUGUUGCAUUUCACCCAAGUGGAAAUUUCUUGGUGACUGGCGGCGAUGACGAUACAAUAAGAUUGCUUGAUUUAUUAGAAGGUCGGCCAAUUUAUACACGUUGCCCGUUUGGAAAUCUAAUUUGCAUACAUUUGAUGCCAAUAGCGCGCAACAAACAAGCCAGUUCUCAAAGAGCCCAAAUUGAUUUUAGUCAUGCAACAGCUCCACAUAACUCCGCCAUAGACACACCAGUUGCUGGAGUACCAAAAAGCUGUGAUGACAGUAUUUUAAUUGAUCCACGACAAUCGGUGGCAUAUGGAAUGCGUGAUGGAAAUUUUCUGGUGCUUGAUAGCCAAUAUACUACAAGAGUGAAACGCUACAAUUACAUUAAGAAGCUCAUAGAGGACAGAGCGGUUGGUGAGGAAGGUGUCGAGUUACUGCUGUACUGCAACUGGGAAAAUCCGCAUUUCGCACGUGCUCCACUCGUAUGGAAUAGUAGCUUAUGUCGAAAGGCUGGUUUUAGUAUAAUGCAGCAUUCGCAGCAUACCCUCACUGGCGCCGAGCCGUUGAAGAAAUUUUGGAUAAAUAAACGUGCAAGAAAUAGUUCCGAUACUAGCACGUCCAUAUUCUUGUUAAGGGUCAUCAAAAAAUUCCUUGUGUUGUAAAUAAUAAAGGGAAUGCCGGAUUAUACUAAAGCCAGCUUCCCGACAUAAACUACUAUUCCAUACGAACACAGAAAUAUAAAUGUAUCUAAAACUGAAUAACUCAAAUCAAAUUGGAUUGCAUUUGCAUAAUAUACCUAAUAUUGGAAUCUGUUUUGAUCGUAAAAAAUACAACUUGCAAUCAUUUAGAUUAUAGUUUUGAAAGAAAUUGAUUGCAAUCGUAAAUUAUAUAAAAAUUGUCAAUAACAAUCUGCCUAAAAUUUAUUUUCCCCAUGUAACGGUUAUAAAAUACGUUAAAUCCGCACUAUCUGCAUUAACAAAAAAUAUACAUUGGAAUAUUUAAAAUAAACCGAUUCAUAUUUAUUUUCUAAUAA